Molecule: messenger RNA, 1062 nt
Organism: Staurois parvus
Lineage: Eukaryota; Metazoa; Chordata; Amphibia; Anura; Ranidae
Source: the annotation of a GenBank genome assembly
UGCUCCCUGGUUUUCCCUUUGUUCACCUUCCUGCUGGUGUGUCUCUGUAUCGCCUAUUGGGCCAUCACUGCAGUCUUCCUCUCCACAUCCAAUGAGGCAAUAUACAAGAUCUUUAAUGAGACUCAGUGUGACUAUGCCGGCAAAACGUGUGACCCAGAGACUUUCAAUACCACCAAUGUUACCCGUAUGUGCCCAGAUGCUAGGUGCCAGUUUGCCUUCUAUGGAGGAGAAACCUAUUACCACAAGUACCUGAUCGUUUUCCAGAUCUACAAUGCCUUUAUGUUCCUCUGGUUGGCCAACUUUGUCAUCGCACUAGGUCAAGUGACUCUAGCUGGGGCAUUUGCCUCUUACUACUGGGCCUUCAAAAAACCAGAUGAUAUGCCAGCAUUUCCGAUUUUCUCUUCCUUGGGAAGAGCUCUCAGGUAUCACACUGGGUCACUGGCAUUUGGUUCUCUUAUACUCGCAAUUGUGCAGCUCAUCAGGAUCAUGCUGGAGUAUCUUGACCACAAGCUGAAAGGGGCGGAUAAUAAGUGUGCUCACUUCCUCCUAUGUUGCCUGAAGUGCUGCUUCUGGUGUCUGGAGAAGUUCAUAAAGUUCUUGAACAGGAACGCCUACAUCAUGAUCGCUAUAUAUGGAACCAACUUCUGCACAUCUGCUCGGAACGCCUUCUUCUUGCUAAUGAGAAACAUCAUCCGUGUUGCAGUCCUUGAUAAAGUUACAGACUUCCUUCUGUUCCUGGGGAAAUUGCUGGUAGUUGGCUGUGUUGGGAUCCUUGCCUUCUUUUUCUUCACUCGCCGUAUCCAGAUUGUGCAAGACACUGCUCCAACUCUUAAUUACUACUGGGUGCCUAUCUUGACAGUGAUUAUUGGCUCUUAUCUGAUCGCACAUGGUUUCUUCAGUGUGUACGGCAUGUGUGUGGACACGCUCUUCUUGUGUUUCUGUGAAGACUUGGAGAGGAACGAUGGCUCCCUGGAGCGGCCAUACUACAUGUCCCCGGAACUCAGCCACAUUCUGCUCAAAAAAGAUGCAGAACUACUAAAACCCAGCGAAAGCCAAAGCUGA